Molecule: messenger RNA, 1919 nt
Organism: Parnassius apollo (apollo)
Lineage: Eukaryota; Metazoa; Arthropoda; Insecta; Lepidoptera; Papilionidae
Source: the annotation of a GenBank genome assembly
AUGAUCGGGAGUGAUUACACUCUCGAGUUAUGCAAUGUUUUUCACUCAGGACAAGUAGAACCGGGAAACUUCUUCCAGCGUCUCACGGGCGGUGUAAAGACUGGUAUCAUUCUGAAGGAUGUCUCAAUGCUAACACACAGCGGAGAGGUGACUGCAAUACUUGGUUCCAAAGGAAGCGGCAAGCGUGCUCUACUAGAUGUGAUCGCUCGUCGAGUACCAUGCAAAGGUCACAUUCUUCUAGAAGGUGUGCCUCUCGAAGAAGAACAGUUCAGGAACACGUGUGCUCUCGUUCGACAUUCUACACGGCUUUUGCCAGGGCUCAGCGUACAGCAGACAUUGGCAUUAUCACUCACUAAGAUCUCUGGGUACCUGAAGUCUUCAAAAGUAAAGCAAGUCAUGGCUGAUUUGGCUCUGUCACAGGUGGCCCACAAAUGUGUCACAAACCUUACGAAGAGCGAAUAUCGAAGAUUGGUGAUUGGAGUGCAACUAAUAAGAGAUCCAGUAAUUUUACUACUUGAUGAGCCGACUUGGGACUUAGAUCCUUUGAACACAUACCUGGUCAUCUCUAUUUUAUCGAAUGCAGCUAAAAAGUAUGGAACAGCGAUCAUACUCACAAUGGAAAAACCAAGAUCCGAUGUGUUCCCGUUCCUUGAUAGAGUCGUAUAUCUGUGCCUGGGUGACGUUGUGUUCGCCGGACCGACCAGGAACUUGUUGGAUUACUUCGGUAGCAUUGGCUUCCCCUGCCCGCAGUUGGAGAAUCCUUUGAUGUAUUAUUUAUGUCUAUCGACUGUAGACAGAAGAUCUAGAGAGCGUUUUAUAGAGUCAAAUCACCAGAUUGCUGCAUUGGUUGAAAAAUUCAAAUUGGAGGGACAGGGCAUCAUGCAGGGUAAUAUGACCGAGCACAGCCGCAUUAUCAACCCGAAUAAAAUACAAAUGAACUACGGAAAGCCGAGCGGAAUGAGAAUUAUAUGGAUGUUAUAUUUGAGAAUUCUAGUGUCUAUUUUUAAUCUGAAGAAAAAUGGACUAAAACAGAUGUCAAUGAGACUCUUUUCAUUGCCAAUAUAUUUUCUCAUCUUGUGGGUAUUCUACAAUGAAGCUCAGGACCUACAAAGAGCUUUUAUAACGAAAAGUGGAUUGAUUUUCAACGCAAUGGUCGGAACUUAUUUUAUCAGCAUAAUGAACACAAUCUGUCUGUAUGGUCCAUACAGAACUCGAUAUUACCAAGAGUCACAAGAAGGCCUCUAUAGUGGCGCUAGUCUGCUGCUUUCCUGGAAUCUGGUCUCUUUGCCAUUCUCUUUUAUCACCACUUUCAUUUCGGCUGCCAUAAUUUAUCCGAUCCUAGGCGACAUAUCCGAAACUCUGGACUACAUGUAUUUCGCGCUGGUGCUGUGGUCGUGCUAUAUUUUCGCGGAGCAGCAGGCUAUAGCCAUAAUGAUGUUCGUGAAGAAUGGCUUGAUAGCGGCCAUCGUCAACAUCUAUAUCACUUGCAUCUAUAUCAUGCUUGCCAGCGGAGUGCUCAGAUCGUACAAAGGUUUCGAAGAAUGGUUGUUCUAUCUAACGUACAUCACACACACACGUUACGCGUCAGUAUUUAUACACAGGAAUGUGUUCAAGCAGCCGACAUUCAACAUUCUUCCCUACAGCAGCAGCGAGAACUGCACGGCUAUAACAAGCCUCAUACAAACGUCCUCCAAUCUGAACGCAAACUCCAACACGAACUGUCGCUACGCAAGCGGCAAGGCAUUCCUCACGGAACGCUUCACGUCUAAGAAUUUUGGUGGUGACAUUUAUCAAGCCGGUGACUUCAACCCUGAGUUCAAUUUGGGAAUAUCUUUCGCGUUUUCACUGGGAAUAAUGAUCUUCAACAAAUUCCUGUAUUUGAUACCGCUGCCUAAUUAUAUUACAGAUAAGUUUAGAGA